This is a messenger RNA of Myotis brandtii (Brandt's bat), 2971 nucleotides long. RefSeq names its product calpain 1, (mu/I) large subunit (gene CAPN1). Gene Ontology annotation, molecular function: calcium-dependent cysteine-type endopeptidase activity; calcium ion binding. The coding region runs from base 1 to 2235 and encodes 744 amino acids. Gene Ontology annotation, biological process: proteolysis. The record is from RefSeq and is a predicted model, not a curated record. The transcript has 21 exons. Gene Ontology annotation, cellular component: cytoplasm. Lineage: Eukaryota; Metazoa; Chordata; Mammalia; Chiroptera; Vespertilionidae.
AUGUGGGUAACCCCAGGGUUGGGGAGGCCCCCGUUGCAGUCCUGGGGAGGCCUGGGUGCUGAGGAGGCCUGUCCGUCCCGCAGGAUGGCCGAGGAGUUCAUCACCCCCGUGUACUGCACCGGGGUGUCGGCCCAAGUGCAGAAGCAGCGGGCCAAGGAGCUGGGCCUGGGCCGCCAUGAAAACGCCAUCAAGUACCUGGGCCAGGACUAUGAGCAGCUGCGGGCCCGGUGCCUGCAGAGCGGGGCCCUCUUCCGCGACGACGCCUUCCCCCCGGUGACCCAGAGCCUGGGCUACAAGGACCUGGGCCCCAACUCCUCCAAAACCUACGGGAUCAAGUGGAAGCGCCCCACGGAGCUGCUCUCAAACCCCCAGUUCAUUGUGGACGGAGCCACCCGCACGGACAUCUGCCAGGGAGCCCUGGGGGACUGUUGGCUCCUGGCUGCCAUCGCCUCUCUCACCCUCAACGACACCCUCCUGCACCGAGUGGUUCCGCACGGCCAGAGCUUCCAGGACGGCUACGCCGGCAUCUUCCAUUUCCAGCUGUGGCAGUUCGGGGAGUGGGUGGACGUGGUCGUGGAUGACCUGCUGCCCACCAAGGACGGGAAGCUGGUGUUCGUGCACUCGGCCCAAGGCAACGAGUUCUGGAGCGCCCUGCUCGAGAAGGCCUACGCCAAGGUGAACGGCAGCUACGAAGCCCUGUCGGGGGGCAGCACCUCCGAGGGCUUUGAGGACUUCACCGGCGGCGUCACCGAGUGGUAUGAGCUGCGCAAGGCGCCCGGCGACCUCUACCAAAUCAUCAUCAAGGCCCUGGAGCGGGGCUCCCUGCUGGGCUGCUCCAUCGAUAUCUCCAGCGUCCUGGACAUGGAGGCCGUCACCUUCAAGAAGCUGGUGAAGGGCCACGCCUACUCCGUGACUGGGGCCAAGCAGGUGAACUACAUGGGCCAGAUGGUGAACCUGAUCCGGAUGCGGAACCCGUGGGGCGAGGUGGAGUGGACUGGAGCUUGGAGUGACGGCUCCUCAGAGUGGAACAACGUGGACCCUUACGAGCGGGAGCAGCUCCGCAUCAAGAUGGAGGACGGGGAGUUCUGGAUGUCAUUCCGAGACUUCAUGCGCGAGUUCACCCGCCUGGAGAUCUGCAACCUGACCCCCGACGCCCUGAAGAGCCGGCGGUUCCGCAAGUGGAACACCACCCUCUACGACGGCACCUGGCGGCGGGGGAGCACCGCGGGCGGCUGCCGGAACUACCCAGCCACCUUCUGGGUGAACCCCCAGUUCAAGAUCCGGCUGGAGGAGACGGACGACGUGAAUGAGGACGACUACGGGGGUCGAGAGUCGGGCUGCAGCUUCGUCCUGGCGCUCAUGCAGAAGCACCGCCGCCGGGAGCGCCGCUUCGGCCGCGACAUGGAGACCAUUGGCUUCGCAGUGUACGAGGUUCCUCCGGAGCUGGUGGGCCAGCCGGCCGUGCACCUGAAGCGUGACUUCUUCCUGGCCAACUCGUCUCGGGCCCGAUCGGAGCAGUUCAUCAACCUGCGGGAGGUCAGCACCCGCUUCCGCCUGCCGCCCGGGGAGUACGUGGUGGUGCCCUCCACCUUCGAGCCCAACAAGGAGGGCGACUUUGUGCUGCGCUUCUUUUCGGAGAAGAGCGCCGGGACCGAGGAGCUGGACGACCAGGUCCAGGCCAAUCUUCCUGACGAGCAAGUGCUCUCAGAAGGGGAGAUUGAUGAGAGCUUCAAGACCCUCUUCAGACAGCUGGCAGGGGAGGACCUGGAGAUCAGCGUCAAGGAGCUGCAGACCAUCCUCAACAGGAUCAUCAGCAAACACAAAGACCUGCGGACCAAGGGCUUCAGCCUGGAGUCCUGCCGCAGCAUGGUCAACCUCAUGGACCGGGACGGCAAUGGGAAGCUGGGCCUAGUGGAGUUCAACAUCCUGUGGAACCGCAUCCGGAAUUACCUGUCCAUCUUCCGGAAGUUUGACUUGGACAAGUCGGGCAGCAUGAGCGCCUACGAGAUGCGGAUGGCCAUCGAGUCUGCAGGCUUCAAGCUCAACAAGAAGCUGUACGAGCUCAUUAUCACCCGCUACUCCGAGCCUGACCUGGCCGUGGACUUUGACAACUUCGUGUGCUGCCUGGUGCGACUGGAGACCAUGUUCCGGUUUUUCAAAACUCUGGACACAGAUCUGGAUGGAGUCGUGACCUUCGACCUGUUUCAGUGGCUACAGCUGACCAUGUUUGCAUGAGCAGGGGUGAGGCCCCGGGCUGCGUUCCUCUCCCUCGUCAUCUGCCAAGCUCUGCCUUCCCACCACGCCUCGCCCGGCCACGCCAGCUGCAAGUGCCUUCCUCGGAGCGGGCAGUGGCCUCUGUCCCCUCACCUCCCAGCCGCCACGGUCCAUCUGCUCUGGGCAGAGCUGUGUGGCCCCCCCUGCUCCUCGGACCAUGGGCUCAGGUGGACGCCCCCAGCCCCUCCCGUCGCCAAGCCAGGAAGGCAGCUUUCGCUUGUUCCUGCCUCAGGGUGGGGCUCCUGGGGGCGCUGACAGCCCUGGCCUCCCAGCAUCUUAAUGUGUCCUCUGCCCUCACUCCAGAGACCAGCCACCUGGCCUUACCUGCGGACUUUAAACCAUAACCACUAGCUCUGCACCGUCUGUAUCAUAGUGUGCAGAGCCCCCUCCCAGCCGGGCCCCCUCCCCAGCGCUGGGAACGCCUGUCCCUUCCUGUGCAGAAGCCAACGUCCCCCUCUGCCCCACGGCCUGGGCCCCAGCCUUGUCUGCUGACCAGGAGCUGCCUGGCCCAGGGGGUGGUCAGGCCCUCCCUUCUCCCCUCCCUCCCUCCCUCCUUUUUUAUAUCGGUGACUUUAAAGGGGACUCUGGUACUGGUAUACUACUUAUGGGGGUGCCAGAGGCACCUGAGCCUGGGUGUGUGGGGGGGCUCGUGUUUCCAUGCAGAGAAACCUCAAAUAAUAAAGGAGAAAGGCCCCGU